AUGUAUCAGUUUGCCAUAUCUUGCUUAUUUUCUCUUUCACCUCGAUAUUUCAUCCCUCUCUGUAUCCAUAGAAGCAUCUAUCUAUCUAUCUAUCUAUCUAUCUAUCUAUCUAUCUAUCUAUCUAUCACGGUCUUUCCCUAUGCAUUGCUAUCUUUAUUCUUUCACUCACUCACACACUCACUCACUAUAUCUAUCUAUCUAUCUAUCUAUCUAUCGGUCGCUCUAUCUAUUGCAGCCUAUACAUGCCUAUAUCUCAUUCACUCUCCUUUCUCUUCCUCUUGUCUUACUCCUCUCUCACUUUUAAGCGACGUGCUUUUCUAUCUAUCUAUCUAUCUAUCUAUCUAUCUAUCUAUCUAUCUAUCUAUCUAUUUAAUUAUUACAUCUCUCUAUUUCUCUUUCUCUCGUACACACACACAUAAUCUAUCUAUCUAUCUAUCUAUCUAUCUAUCUAUCUUGCCUGUUCAGGUCUUCUCACUCUAUAUAAUGUAUGUAAUCAGCCAGGACAUUUCAUUCUUAUAUAGAAAGCACUUCUGGCAGUUUCUCUUCCUUACUAAACCAUUCUGGGUUUUGCGUAAACCUAUUAUAACUGUUCACAAGGAUAACGGAUAA
Molecule: messenger RNA, 609 nt
Organism: Acanthosepion pharaonis
Lineage: Eukaryota; Metazoa; Mollusca; Cephalopoda; Sepiida; Sepiidae
Source: the annotation of a GenBank genome assembly